This is a messenger RNA of Patiria miniata (bat star), 1685 nucleotides long. RefSeq names its product endoplasmic reticulum-Golgi intermediate compartment protein 2-like (gene ergic2). Gene Ontology annotation, biological process: endoplasmic reticulum to Golgi vesicle-mediated transport; retrograde vesicle-mediated transport, Golgi to endoplasmic reticulum. NCBI's taxonomy places the organism in Eukaryota, Metazoa, Echinodermata, Asteroidea, Valvatida, Asterinidae. The record is from RefSeq and is a predicted model, not a curated record. Gene Ontology annotation, cellular component: endoplasmic reticulum; COPII-coated ER to Golgi transport vesicle; membrane. Bases 151 to 1332 code for a protein of 393 amino acids. The transcript has 11 exons.
CGUCCAGGGUCCACACGUACGUAUACGGUGUGCUCACAUUGGUCGUUGAAAAAUAACGAUGAUUUAGAGGAUUUUUUCCAUGAUCAACUGAUCAUAUUGAUCCCAUCGUGAAAGUUAACCCCACAACCAUUCUGCACGCACCCACCUACGAUGAGACGAUUGAAUCGAAAGCAGACCCUGAAGGUUGUUAAGGAGCUGGACGCCUUCCCCAAGGUUCCUGAAAGCUACCAAGAAACCAGCUCAACCGGCGGAACAUUGGCUCUACUGACGUUCUUGCUGAUCGCUGUGCUGAUCAUUUCCGAGAUUCUUUACUAUUCGGACACCCGCAUGAAGUACGAGUACAACGUAGACACGGAUAUACACAGCAAACUGAGCAUCAAUGUAGACAUCACUGUGGCAAUGAAGUGUGGAUGGAUCGGGGCUGAUGUGGUGGACAUAUCAGGAGAGACGACCACCCCAGCCCGAGGCAAUUUGCAAGAAGAAUUGGUUUACUUUGAGAAGACCCCAGAACAACGCCGCCGACAAGAAACAUUUCAAAUGAUUAAAGAAGCUUUGAGUGAGGAGCACGCGUUGCAGGAUCUUUUAUUCCAGUCAGGGUUUGAGAGUUCCCCCACCCAAAUCCCUUCCAACAAGAAAGGCAAGGGACCACCGGAUGCAUGCAGGCUACACGGAAGCCUUGUCGUUAAUAAGGUUGCUGGUAAUUUUCACGUGACCGUUGGUAAAAGUAUUCCUCAUCCUAAGGGGCAUGCCCAUCUAGCACUCAUGGUCGAACCCUCUCAAUACAAUUUCAGUCAUCGCAUCGAUCAUUUAUCAUUCGGGGAGCCGGCCCCGGGAAUCAUAAACCAACUUGACGGCGAAGAAAAAGUUACAAAAGAUAACAGGAGGAUCUACCAGUAUUUCCUCCAGAUAGUUCCCACCAAGCUCUAUACAAGGAAAGCGCGCAUGAGCACUCAUCAAUUUGCUGUCACAGAGAGGGAAAGAACCAUCAACCAUGGUGAGGGCAGCCAUGGUGUCUCUGGGAUUUUCUUCAAGUACGACUUAUCGUCUUUAGAAAUCAGCGUGACGGAAACCCACGAGCCGUACUCACAAUUCCUAAUCAGGCUCUGUGGGAUCGUGGGUGGAAUCUUUGCAACAUCAGGUAUUCUUCAUUCGUUCCUAGAGUUCCUUGUAUCAGUUAUUUGUUGUCGAUACAAGAUUGGUAGCCACACACCACCACCACAGCCACCAACUGUUCCUGCCGAUCACCAUUUAGACCACACGUCACCGAACCUACAUGUACCUGCACCCAGUCUUAGUGGUCAAGCUAACCCAACGAUGCCUUUACCACAGUGAUUUCAGUAGCACUUUUCUUUUUUUUAGUACAUCUGCAAUAAAUAACAGGUGUGGGGAAAAUCCUGGCAAGGUCACAAAAAUUGGAGUCCAAGUUCAACAAGGAAAUGGCUGUCACUUAUACCUUUUUGUUAACUGAGACAGAAACCGAUUUUUAUUAACACACUGACUGGAUAGCACAUUGAGAUCACAAGCUGAAGCCACUGUGGGGUCCAUUUUGAGAGCCCUAAAACAUAUAAAAACAUGUAGACCUUUCUUUCGUAACAUUUUGUAUGGGCUGCCACAAAGGCAUAAAUCUAAGUCCUGGUUAGCAACAUAUUUUGCCAAAAUAAGUGGAUGUUAACACCCACAUUAUG